Molecule: messenger RNA, 895 nt
Organism: Schistosoma margrebowiei
Lineage: Eukaryota; Metazoa; Platyhelminthes; Trematoda; Strigeidida; Schistosomatidae
Source: the annotation of a GenBank genome assembly
CUGUCAUUUGAUUAUAGGUGUAGAAAAUUAAAUAUUCCAUAUAUAUGUUUUCUCUAUGAAGCCAAGUUACUAAAUUCUCAUUUUCUUACUUUAUUGCAUUUAUAAUAAGGUCAAAUGUAUGACACACUUAAUGAUAUAAAUAAUGUCUGAUUUGAAAAAAAAAAAGAAUUACUAAGGUAGCAUAGUUAAAAGGCUACUCAAUUUAUCCGCUUACAUAUUACAAAUCUUUUAAAAUAUAAUAAUGGGUGAACAAAAAGCAGUAAUCAAAAAUGCUGAUAUGUCAGAAGAUAUGCAACAAGAUGCUGUUGAUUGUGCUACACAAGCUUUAGAAAAAUAUAAUAUCGAAAAAGAUAUAGCAGCAUUCAUUAAGAAAGAAUUUGACAAGAAAUACAAUCCUACAUGGCAUUGUAUUGUUGGGAGAAAUUUCGGAAGUUAUGUGACGCAUGAAACCAAACAUUUCAUCUAUUUUUACUUGGGACAACAAGCAAUUCUUCUCUUCAAAUCUGGUUAAUUCGGAGAAAGUCAAGACAACAAGAGAAAUACCAUCAGAAACCAAAACAAACAUUGUAACGCACAUCUGAUCAUUAUGCAUUCAGCGUAACCCAAUUAACUUCACAAACACAAUUUUCUGUAGUAAUUCAUCUUUCUAAGAACAAACACAGAAUAAUAUACAGUUUGAACGAAGACCACAAAACAGAACAGAAUGUAUAUUAGUAUAACUGCGAUUGUGUUUCCACAUUGUCUUUUGUACUGGUUGAUCUAUUAUCAUAUUAUUGUCAGUGUGUGUGUGCUUUUGUGUGUGGUAAUUUUGUAUGUGUUAGUGUUUUAAAAUCGAAAUUGAAACAUCUUCAUUAUUAGUAAACAAUUCAAAUAAACAGUUAUUCGUGCAGAAGAA